Molecule: messenger RNA, 7250 nt
Organism: Diabrotica virgifera virgifera (western corn rootworm)
Lineage: Eukaryota; Metazoa; Arthropoda; Insecta; Coleoptera; Chrysomelidae
Gene: IntS2
Product: integrator complex subunit 2
Exons: 14
Coding region: 118-3489 (1123 amino acids)
Biological process (GO): snRNA 3'-end processing
Cellular component (GO): integrator complex
Source: RefSeq, a predicted model, not a curated record
UGACAGUGACAGCGACAGCUUUCUUACAGAAAUGGCCCGGCUAGUUUGUUUACAAAUUCAUAUGGCCUAGAUUUAUAAUAUCUUUGAUAAUAAUAUUAUUAUAAAGCAAUUUACAAAAUGUCUUUCAAAAAAGGAGUCGAUCCCAAAGUUUUCAGAGCUAUUCAACAUGUCAAUGUUGAACAGCUUGCCAAAUGUACUGAGCAAGAAAUCCGGCCAGUUCUACCAUGUCUAGUUCGAAUGGGUUUGAUAUCGCCCCUUGAUACCUCCAAAAAGUGCAUGAACAUGAAAGUUACUAUUUUAACAAUAGUCUCAGGCAUGGAAUUGGUGAAUUCUAUUGUUGCUCUACUUUCAAUUGAUUUUCACAAAUUAGAAAUUGACGUAAAGAAAGAACAGCAACUUAGACAGAAGGGCAAUACUUUGCUUAAUGACUCCAUCCUAAUCGGAAAUCUAUCUAACACUAGUAUGGCAUUAGAGUAUGAGCGCAGUGACAUGACUCGCAGACUGAGCAUCCUCCUCGGAGAACUGCUCUUCAUCCAGUCACAAAUCCAAGAUGGAACUGAAUCUACAUCAGAACAAGAUUCCUACAUGAAAUCCUCUGAGCUAUUCGAUAACGACAUUUUUGCUGAGGAAUUGUCAGAUAUUAUAUGCAUUGCACUUGCUGAAUUACCUACAACGUUGAACAUAUGUAGCAUUGCAGAAACACUGUUGAGAGUCCACAAUGGUCCUGCUAUUAUCUGCAGGAUUGUGGCAAAUUUUCCUGAUUCGUUCAGAGAAGUGACAACAUAUUUGAUCCAAACUGGAGAAAAACAAGAAGAGAACAUAUCCAGUGUGGUGAGAACAAAAACGAUAUCAAUACUUUGCAAAAUGAAUCCCACUCAAUCAUUGUCUAUAAGAAGUAAAUGUGUGGAACUAUGUCGAAUGCCUGCAUUGGCAAUUAGUCUAUCAAUGGAUCGUAUUGGUAAAAAUGGUGUUGCUGAUUCCGAGGGAGAUAUGGUUGCUUUUGUAUCAGGAUUGUUAUUGGGAAAUGAUCAAACGAUACGAAAUUGGAUAGCCUCGUUUAUCAGGACUGGUCAAAAACGCAAGGGUGAAGUAUCCAGCAAUGCACUGCAACAAUUGCGAGAAGAACUAUCGAAGAGACUGCAGAAAAUCAUCGAUGCUUCUCCAGAAGGAGAGCUACCAGACAGUAUGGUAGUACAGGCUUCGGCUUUAUUGAGAUUGUACUGCGCACUUAGAGGAAUUGCUGCAAUAAAAUUCCAAGACGAUGAAGUUAAUCUUAUUGUUCAACUGUUAACUUCGCAUCCUAAUCCAACACCAGCAGGUGUGCGAUUUGUUUCGAUAGGACUUUGCAUGUUGAUAGCUUGUCCUUCGUUGAUUCUUUUGCCGGAACAUGAAAGACGCAGUAUCGAGUGGGUUCAAUGGUUGGUCAGGGAAGAAGCUUACUUCGAGUCAACUAGCGGAGUAACAGCAUCUUUUGGCGAAAUGCUACUGUUGAUGGCGAUUCAUUUUCACAGCAACCAGUUGAGCGCCAUCUGCGAUUUAGUGUGUGCAACGCUCGGUAUGAAAAUCGCCAUAAGACACAACAAUAUGACCAGAAUGAAGCAGGUAUUUACUCAAGAAAUCUUCACUGAACAAGUCGUCACUGCGCAUGCCGUUAAAGUACCUGUUACGAAUUCUUUAAAUGCCAAUAUGACUGGUUUUCUACCGAUCCACUGUAUUCACCAACUUCUGAAAUCAAGAGCUUUCGCAAAACACAAUGUUAACAUCAAAAAAUGGAUAUACAAACAAAUUUGUACGAGCGUCAGUCCUCUACAUCCCGUUCUGAGAAUGUUGGUAGAGGUUUACGUCAACAGCAUCAUAUUGCCAUACGUCCAUACGAACAAGCCAUUGACAGAAAACGAAAUACGCAAAGUUUUCCAAAGUUCCAUAUUUGGCCAAUACUUCGAUCAAAAGCACUCAAUCUUCAACAUGGACUUCGAAGUAAACUCCGAAUAUCAAGAUGUUGUCGUAGAUAAUACGAGUCUAACGCCCCAACUUCUACUCUUGUAUUAUCUGUUACUGUACGAAGACUGCAGAUUAAACAACUCUCAUCUGUUGGCUGCAAGCGGUAGGAAAAUUAAGAAGUACACUCCGGAGUUUAUGUCCGAACUACCUAUUAAGUAUCUAUUGCACCACGCCCAAAAAGAUCAAAGCUCCUAUUCAGGUUUAUUUGGCCCCCUAUUAAAACUCCUGGCCACUCAUUUCCCCCACCUAACGCUAGUGGAGGACUGGCUGGAUGACAUGGCUAUGCACACGGAGCACAAACCCGUCCACAUACCCGAGGUGUCCGUGGUGGAAGCGUUCGAUGAAAUAGAAACUAACCCCAUGAAGUGUGCGAAACUUCUGCAAAUGUUGCUAAAGCAAGAAGCUAUCGAUAUCUGGCCUUUUGUGGAAAUUUUCGCCCAACACUCCAGGAGUUUUCUGGGGGAUAACGUCCCGAGAUAUUUACAAGAUUUAUACAAGGACGUGUGGUUCAGACUUAACACUGUAUUGCCCAGGAGAUUAUGGGUUCUGACUGUUAAAAAUCUUGUUGAUGACUUUUCAAGUUUAACAAGAAUUGAUGUUGCAGAGGAUCCCUUACAGAUAAUGAGAUGUGACGAACGAGUAUUUCGGUGUGCCCCCAUGUACUCCAUUGUCCUCAGAGUGUUACGAGCUAGCCUGGCAUCUUCCAGAAGUCAGCUGAUGCAACACUUGCAGUCUAAUCUAAGGUUGGAUCAAGCUGGUCAAGUUAUGAAUGAAGGGGAUCGAGAAGAUAUGUGUAGGGCUUGUAUUGCUGCCCAGGAAUCUGCUGCCAUUCAGAUGUUGAUCGAAACCUGUUCAGAAACGGAAAGUGAUAAAACUGUACCGGGCAGAGAAUGGGCUUUGCAGGAAGUUCGUUCUUUGGUCUCUAGUUAUCUGCAUCAAGCCUUCAUUGCCGAUACGACGCUCUGCAAACUAGUCCACUUCCAGACUUAUCCUAGCGAGCUGAUCGAAAUCGUCGUCAAAGGUGUACCCUCUAUGCACAUAUCCUUAGACUUUUUGCAAGAAUUGAUGCAGCAACCAAGCCUCAACAAACAGAUCUUUGGAAUCCAGUUACUUUCCUAUAUAAGUUUGCAGUAUGCUUUGCCGAAAAGUCUGAAUUUGUGUGUUACGGCGUUAAAUCUACUAUACGCUCUUAUUGGAGGUCUAUCGAGUGGCCAACGAGUAAAACUAUUCAAGCCCGUUCUACCAGCUUUGGUUCGGAUCAGCGAAGCUUUUCCACCGUUGACAGAAGACAUUCUCAAUCUCCUGAUGCAGUUGGCUCGAGUUUGUGAAUCGCAGGCGUCGUUGGCUUCCCAUUUCGAUGCACAUUUAGGGAAAAGUCUGGAGAUCGCUUCACAAGAAAGUGCCGAGUUGUGUGAUUUGACUCAGAGGACGUUUUCUGAAAUUCUAGAUCAGGCUGUUUUGAAAGCCAAAGUUUAUAAGCAAGAUUAGAAUUAAGAUUGGUGUUUGUAUAUUUUUUAAUACAAUAAAUAAGGGUGAAAAAGGAAAAGUCAGUUUUUGUUUUUAUUUGAUUCAGAGUUGGAUCACCAUCUCCAUAUGGCUAUUUCUGCAUCUCAUGCGUCCUCAGAGACGCUAUGCAGUCACAACUCUAAACCAAAUAUCAACAGCCUGCCUAUUUAAACGGUUACAUAGGUCUUGCGGGUAAAAAAGUGACUUUUUAAAAAAAUUAUAUCUCGAAAACUAAAAAUUAUUUUUAUUUAUAAUUGGAACAUGUAAAAGUGUAGUACUUAAGGUACUCUCAAAAAAAUGUUUAGCCAAAAAUAUUCAUUUUUGUGAGUUGACCGCAAUUUUUCGACAACAGCCCUUUUUUACGGUGGGCAGCAUAACUAAGUCCAGUCUCAUCUGAAAUCAAAAAAUCAAAAAGUUUCUUGUAGUUUAUACCUCUGACUAGUGGAUGAACGAAGGAAUUAAAAAAAAAAAAAUGAAAUUUUUUCACCUUCUCGACCCCAAUUUUUCUCAUUUUUUCAAAAAUGACCAUUUUUAAAGUAGUUUUUUUUAUAAAACAAAAACAACUUCACCUAAUAAAAAUUCCUUCGUUCAUUCACUAGUCAGAGGUAUAAACUACAAGAAACUUUUUGAUUUCAGAUGAUACUGGACUUAGUUAUGCUGCCCACCGCAAAAAAGGGCUGUUGUCGAAAAAUUGCAGUCAACUCUACAAAAAUGACUAUUUUUGGCUGAAAAUUUUUUUGAGAGUACCUUAAGUACUAUACUUUUACAUGAUCCAAUUGUAAAUAAAAAUAAUUUUUAGUUUUCGAGAUAUAAUUUUUUUUAAAAGUCACUUUUUUUUACCCCCAUGAUCUAUGUAACCCCUUAAGGGAAAUCACCGCGAUGCAAUAUUUCCACCUUCGAGACGUAAAACAGCGACAUCUCUCGUAAAACGAGGAAGACGAAAAGCCCUAGAUACAAAGUUUACUACAAUUAAACAAUUAAAAUAACUGAAAUAAAAAUAAUAAACAAUAUUUUAAAUCCAAGGCUUUUCGUUAAGAAACUGCUUUCUGGCUGCAUCCCGUAUCUCUGGCUUUUGCAAUAGAUUAGCACAGAGACCACGAAUAUAGAAGAAUGCAAAUAAAGGACACGGUCACGUAUUUACUUUAUUUUCGUCUGGGAAAAGGAGGGAAAGACAGAUUUGAGUACUUGAAACUAUCUUUCGGUCCUUUUCCUAGACGAAAAGAAGGUUUUUUUUGUUUAAUGUUUAUUUUGCAAUCUGUUACAUCAUAUAAUAACAAUAAGCAUACAUGUUGAUUGGUACAAUGUCGUGAGAGAGAGUUUGUCCAAUGAUCCACUCUCUGUAUGCACUUUUACAUUCUUACAUUUAUGUUAAAAACAAUAAAAAUUUGUAACUUUACAUUAUUACAUGGAUAUUAAAAAAUAAAAUAAAACUAUCACAAUUUAAAAUUAAUUUCAUAUGUACAAUUAUUGCUGUUAGAAUGGUAGAUCUAAGGGUGUUCUUAUUUUCAGCCUUCGGGUUUCUUCACUCUUGUCGAGCAGAUUAAUUGCCAGUGUGUUUUGAUGUUGCUCUAAGCGUCUUAGGUAGUUUGUGCUAAGCUGUUUAGUCACGGCAGUAAACGUUGGCAUCUCUAGAUCAUUAUAAAUGGCUCGGUUUGUUACGAACCAAGGAGCAUCUACUAUACUGCGCAGGGCUUUUGACUGGAAUCUCUUGAUGAUAGCAAUGUUCGAUUUAGAUGCUGUUCCCCAUAACUGGAUUCCAUAGGUCCAUACUGGUUUGAGAACGGUAUUGUAAGCUAGUACUUUGUUCCGCAAUGAUAAUUGUGAUUUUCUGCCAAGGAGCCAGUACAGCUUUUUCCAUUUAGUAUCCAGCUGCUUUCUUUUUUUCCAUAUGUGGGUACGCCAGAGAUGUUUGUCCAGGUGUAUCCCCAAAUAUUUUACGCUGUCUGUUUUAGGUAUUCGUUCAUUGUUUUAUGUGAGGCUUGUCGUUUCACCAUGGUAUUUUGUGAAUGUUAUGUGUGCAGAUUUACUUUCAUUUAUUGUAAUUCGCCAUUUCCUUGCCCACGUUGCUACAUUGGUGAGACUGGUUUGUAGUGUUGUCGCUGCUACUUCAGGAUUUUUGUUUACUGCUAAUAUAGCUGUGUCAUCAGCAAACGUAGAGGUGACUGUGUCAUCAGUACAUGGCAGAUCAGUCGUGAAGGUGAAGAGUAGGUAUAAGACUGGGCCUAAGACACUCCCUUGUGGGACUCCUGAUUUGAUGAUGUGUAGUUUAGUUACUUCAUUUUCAUAUCUGACUCUGAAGUACCGUUCUUCUAAGUAGGAUUUUAGAAUCAAAUAUAUUAUUGUUGGUAGCUGCGUUUUUAAUUUCUAAAGGAGUCCCUCAUGCCACACCUUGUCAAAGGCUUUGCCCACAUCCAAAAAAACUGAUUCACAGUAACUUUUAUCUUCGAAUGCUUUGAUGAUUGUGUUAACAACACGAUGCACUUGUUCUACUGUCGAGUGUUUCUGACGAAAUCCAAAUUGAUAGUCUGGGAUUAAGCUUUUUGCUGCGACAGUUUCCAUCAGUCUCUUCAUCAGUAACUUUUCCAUUAUUGUUGACAAGACUGGUAGUAAACUGAUUGUUCGAUAGGAGCUAGGUUCAUUUGGCUGUUUUCCCUGUUUAUGAAUUAAUAUGAUUUCUGCUACCUUCCAUUCUGCAGGGAAGUACUUCAGUCUUAGAACUGCGUUGAAGAGUUGCGUCAACAUAACGACCGCUUUUCUAGGAAGUUCUUUUAAUAUUUGGUCGGUAACCAGGCCAUAGCCAGGUGUCUUCUUGGGGUCUAAGUGAUUUUUUAUAACGUCGUAAAUUUCUUGUAUUGUGAAGUUUUUAAUAGGCUCCAUUUGUUGCUCGUUUUCCUCAAGGAAUGCAUAUAUUUCGUCGUAAUUAAUUCCGUUAGCAGGUGGUAACGGUUGAAAUACUUCCUCCAAAUAUCUACCGAAAACUUCUACCUUUUCUCCAUCUGUUUUGGCCCAGGUACCAUCAGAUUUUCUAAUUGGUGGGAUUUGAACUCGUGGCUGUUUUAGGUGUUUUGUGGCUUUCCAGAGACUAUAGUUAGUAUCGACGGAGGGUGAUAAGUUUUGUAGAUAUUCUGUGAAUGAUUUAUUUUUAAGUCUUCUAAGUGUUUUUUUUAGCUGCCUUGCAGCUCGAUUGUAUCUUCGUCUAUCAUCUGGGUGCCUUGUUCUUUGCCAGUUGUUUCUUAGUCUUCUCUUUUCGUUAAUCAUCUCUCUGACAUUUAAGAGGCAGUUUACUUGUUUUUGCUUUGGUGUUGUGGUAGGGGUUGAUUCCCAUGCAGCCCCUUGGGGGCUGCAAGAAAGUAGCUACGUGACCGUGUCCUUUCUGCUUUCUUCUAUAUUUGUGGUCUCCGUGCUUAUAAAGUCGGAGAUACAGGAUGCGACCAGAAAGCAGUUUCUUAACGAAAAGUCUUGGAUUUAAAAUAUUGUUUAUUAUUUUUAUUUCAGUUAUUUUAAUUAUAGUAAACUUUGUAUCUAUGGCUUUUCGUCUUCCUCGUUUUACGAUAGAUGUCGCUGUUCUACGUCUCAAAGGUGGAAAUAUUGCAUCGCGGUGAUUUCCCUUAAACGGGCAGGCUGUUGAUAUUUGGUUUAGAGUUGUGACUGCAUAGCUCCACCGAGGAAGCAUGAGAUGCAGAAAUAUCUAUCUGGAUCAAAUAAAAACAAUAACUGCCUUUUCCUUUUACAAUAAAUAAGUU